AUGGAUAAAAACUAUUCUGACGAGCGCCUAAAAAAUAUAAUAGACAAAUUCUCUAAAUGCAAAAUUGAGUAUUUUAAUGAAAAAGAAGAAUGCAAACGAUUAAGAGAAGCUAAUACAAAACUAGAAUUGGAAUUGAAAGAAACCAGAGAAUUAGCCAAGUCUCAGAGUUGUCAUUUGCAAAAUACACGUGAAAUGAUUGGAAACCUUCAUGAGACAGUUUCACAGUUAGUAUAUCUAAAGAGAGAUGCAAUAAGAAUUAGCGACGAAAUUAUUUCCAAGGACUGUGCAAUUUUGGCGUUGGAAAAGGACAAAGAAACGAUGAUUCAGAAACAAAAUGAGGUGCUUAUGGAGUUACGCAUGUCAUACGAAGCGCAAAUAGAAGAGGUUAAGGCUGAGAACGAGAAUAAAAUACGACAAAUUCAACAAGUAGCCGAUACUGAAGUUGCUCAAUAUAGAUGUGCAAACGAAGAACUGAGGAGCGAACUAAACGAAGCUUGGGCUCAGCACAGAGACAAAAUGAAUACCAUGGUAUUAGAAUAUGAAGAGAAGAUGCAACACAGCGCAGCGCAAAACGCUCAGCUCCAGGACCAGCUGUGUAGACAGAGCGCCUCUCAUGACGCCAAUAUAGACGCCUUCCGUAGGAAGAUAGCGGAACUGGAAGAGAAACUUAAACAGUAUCAAUUCAAAGAAUACUUAGCCAACAAUCCACCGCAACACAACGUGGCUGCAGAACGUCCAUAUUCAGUAAACAGAAAAACCUCUUCUGACCAUUUCUCUAGUGAUUUGACUCAAAUACAAGGAAGUUCGAAAUCUUUGCCAAGAAACAUUUUGAAAAAUCAGCAAAGAACGACGAAUGCUAUUCAAGUCAUGUACAGUGAUGUAAAUCCUGUCACUGCCAAUUCAAAUGAGAAUAAAGCACAAUUCAAAAUAACCAAGAAACGUAAACUAUUCAACGUAAAGGACUUUUAA
Messenger RNA from Papilio machaon (common yellow swallowtail), 969 nucleotides. RefSeq lists its product as uncharacterized. The record is from RefSeq and is a predicted model, not a curated record. The transcript has 6 exons. Bases 1 to 969 code for a protein of 322 amino acids. NCBI's taxonomy places the organism in Eukaryota, Metazoa, Arthropoda, Insecta, Lepidoptera, Papilionidae.